Cladocopium goreaui is the source of this 2508-nucleotide messenger RNA. The record is from the annotation of a GenBank genome assembly. NCBI's taxonomy places the organism in Eukaryota, Dinophyceae, Suessiales, Symbiodiniaceae.
AUGGGAGCAGAGCGCAGCACGAUCGCCAAAGCCGAGCCCCUCAAAGCAGCUGAGGGCCGACUGAGAGGUUUCUUUCCAAAAAUCUCUCGGCCACUGAUGUUUUCAAAGACCGGGCCUGCUGCGUUAUGGAGCUGCGAUCGUGGGACUGCCGGAGACCUGAGUUCAGCGAGUACUCAAACCGGUCUGGAUUCCAAAGACGAUUUUUCCGAGCAGAUGAGCUUUGCAUCGAUCUCCAGUCACCUCAGAGACCUGUCCUUGCUGGUGGACCCCAAGGAAGUCAUUGUAAAGAAGGAACUUUGUACCACCUGCAAGAGCACAGUGUCCAUUGCAAACUGGAAAGGCAACUUGGUUGCUGCAAAGCAACUGAAGGUUGAUUAUGAGCAAGAUGCGGAGAGCAAAGAGAACACCAUGAAGGAAUUGAUGGAUGAAAUUACCAUCCUCAGUGAGAUCAGUCAUCCCUGCUUGGUCAAGCUUCUUGGGGCCAACCUGGAUUCAGCCGAACCGCUUAUUCUCACUGAGCUGCUUGAGAAUCAAGAUGUGGAGACCUACAUGCUCAAGCAGAGGACUUCCUCCGUCGAGGGUGUCUUCAAGCCGCAUUUCAGCUUGGCAAUGCGUUGGGCUUUGAAUACUUGUGAGGCACUGGUGUAUCUUCAUGGCCUGUCACAUCCCAUCAUCCACCGCGACCUCAAGCCGUUGAACAUGUUUCUCACGAGGAGUUUGGAGGUGAAAAUCGGUGACUUUGGCCUUGCAAAGGUGAUGUCUUCGAGGAGCGACCGGGCACCAAAGAUGUCUGGGGGCGUUGGCACAUGGCGCUACAUGGCGCCAGAAGUGGUGCGCUACGAGCAGUAUGACGAGAAGAUCGAUAUCUUUGCUUUCAGUUUGAUCCUCUACUUCAUUUUCUCUGGAACGCAGCCAUUCUACUCCUAUGGGAGAGAUCCCAGAGCCGUCUUGCAAGCUUACUCCAGAGGUGAAGAGCCUCGUCCAACUCUUGGAUCUUCAGUGGGAACUCGGGAGCUCCGUGCGUUCUUGCCUCGUGCAUGGCAUCCUGAUCCCAAUCAAAGGCCCUCUGCACAGGAAUGUUUGGACAGUCUGUCCGUCAUGGAGAAACCAGGAUUGAGGAAGACCUUCAAGAAAAUCAAUAUGAAGUUGAAGAAGGGCACGGCCUACGGUCCGGGCUGCAUUCAAACACAUUCAAACACCUUCGAUCUUAGAGAGACUUGUGGCGUGUCAUUCAUGGUGCUGGUAGGCAUGGACAGAGCUUUGCAAGCCUUGGCUGCAGCCAAAGAUUGCAGCACGAUCGCCAAAGCGGAGCUCCUGAAAGAAGAGGUGCAACCGACGCACCCGAACAAAGCAGCUGAGGGCCAGCUGAGAGGUUCCUUUCCGGAAAUCUCGCGGCCACUGUUUUCAAAGACCGGACCUGCUGCGCUGUGGAGCUGCGAUCGUCAGACUGCAGGAGAUCUGAGUUCUGCAAGUACCCGAACCCGUCUCGAUUCCCAAGAGGAAUUUUCCAAGCAGAUGAGCUCUGCAUCGAUCUCCAGUCGCUUGGGCGACCUGUCCUUGCUGGUGGACCCCAAGGAAGUCAUUGUAAAGAAGGAACUUUGUACCACCUGCAAGAGCACAGUGUCCAUUGCAAGCUGGAAAGGCAACUUGGUUGCUGCAAAGCAACUGAAGGUUGAUCAUGAGCAAGAUGCGGAGAGCAAAGAGAACACCCUGAAGGACUUGGUGAAUGAAAUUACCAUCCUCAGUGGAAUCAGUCAUCCCUGCCUGGUGAAACUUCUCGGGGCCAACAUGGAUUCGGCGGAACCGCUUAUGCUCACUGAGCUGCUUGAGAAUCAAGAUGUGGAGACCUACAUGCUCAGGCAGAGGAUUUCCUCGGUCGAUGGUUUCUUCAAGCCACGUUUCAGCUUGGCAAUGCGUUGGGCUUUGAACACUGGUGAGGCAUUGGCGUAUUUGCAUGGCCUGUCACAUCCCAUCAUCCACCGCGACCUCAAGCCGUUGAAUAUGUUUCUCACGAGGAGUUUGGAGGUGAAAAUCGGUGACUUUGGCCUUGCAAAGGUGAUGCCUUCAAGGAGCAGCGACCGGGCACCAAAGAUGUCUGGGGGCGUUGGCACAUGGCGCUACAUGGCGCCAGAAGUGGUGCGAUAUGAGCAGUAUGACGAGAAAAUCGACAUCUUUGCUUUCAGUUUGAUCCUCUAUUUCAUUUUCUCUGGGACGCAGCCAUUCUACUCCUUUGGGAAGGAUCCCCGCGCGGUCUUGCGAGCUUACCGCAGAGGUGAAGAGCCUCGUCCAACUCUUGGAUCUUCAGUGGGAACUCGGGAGCUCCGUGCCUUCUUGCCUCGUGCAUGGCAUCCUGAUCCCAACCAAAGGCCCUCUGCACAGGAAUGUUUGGACAGUCUGUCCGUCAUGGAGAAGCCAGGAUUGAGGAAGACUAUUAAGGAUAUCAGUACGAAGUUGAAGAAGGGCAAGGAGCGAUUAUCAUCUUCAAAGGUGAGUCCCCUGAAGAACUGA